GGUGACCAAGCGUCAUGGCGGAAUAAUAUUUGUAAAUUGCAUGUUAUAUUUUCCAGCUCUAGCGCAUAUGAUCUAAUUGAUUGUCAAAACUAGUGCAAAGGUUACAUUGGAAUUGCUCAGAAUGGCAGAAUAUUUAGCGGCUAUUUUUGGUACCGAAAAGGAUAAAGUUAAUUGUUCCUUUUACUUUAAAAUUGGAGCCUGUCGCCAUGGAGAUCGUUGUUCUCGUAUUCAUAAUAAACCUACGUUUUCACAAACUGUUUUGCUGCAAAAUUUGUAUGUGAAUCCUCAGAACUCUGCCAAAUCUGCAGACGGUAGUCACUUGGUCGUAGCAAAUGUGUCUGAUGAAGAAAUGCAAGAACAUUAUGAUAAUUUUUUUGAAGAUGUCUUUGUUGAAUGCGAAGACAAGUACGGAGAGAUAGAAGAAAUGAAUGUUUGUGACAAUCUCGGUGACCAUUUAGUAGGCAAUGUAUACAUUAAGUUUCGUCGUGAAGAGGACGCCGAGAAGGCGGUGAACGAUUUGAAUAACCGUUGGUUCGGCGGGCGGCCGGUGUACGCGGAGUUGUCGCCGGUGACGGACUUCCGCGAGGCGUGCUGCCGCCAGUACGAAAUGGGUGAAUGCACGCGCAGUGGAUUCUGCAACUUCAUGCAUCUUAAGCCUAUCUCCAGGGAGCUCCGGAGAUACCUGUACUCACGCCGUAAGGGCGGGCGGCGCUCCCGCAGCCGGUCCCGCGAGCGCCGGCCGCGCCGCUCCCGCUCCCGCGAGCGCCGGCGCGAGCCCCCGCAGCGCAACUCGCGCGCCGGCCGCUACUGACCGCGACAACAGGCCUUGACACGAUCACAAACAACCCCGCUCGGAGGCGACAACUAAACACCGUCUAAGCAAACGUGCAUCAUUCACUCUUACUGCAAGUUGUAUCGGUUGAUAUUUGAGGAGCUGGCGAACAAAAGGGUAUAAUUACAUAUAAUUAAAUUUUACAAGAGCUGCAUAAAAUUGAAUGACAUACCUCCAGCUUUUGGCAUGGUUUUUAAUUUAUAAAUUUAGUAAUUUUAACGCUGUUUUAGGCGGUUUUGAUUGAAAAUUAUUUGAGAUCAAAUGCAGCAGACCCAAAACCUCCGGACUGUAAAAAAAAAAGUCGUUUGACCAGAUGCGUAUUAAUAACGUUUUGUUCGCCAGCUCCUCAUUUUUUUUAUUAUUGUUAAGACAUGUUUCAUUUAUUCAAAUGGUUUUUUAGUAACUAUUGAAUCAAAUUACUUAGUUAUUAUUAACAAAAGAAUAUAAGUAGAGAAUAAUUACAUACAAACAAACGUACAGGUCUAAUCGAGAACAUUCGCUUUUAAAGUUUGUUAAAACUUGUAAACGUCAGUCAAAAGUUCAUGUUGCUUAGAUUCUUUUGAUAAGUAUAUGAUGACGUUUAUAGCCACUUGGUCACUGAAAACGCUUACCUACAGACUGGUGAAACGUAACAUUGAAUGUAUAAUUCUGCCGUUCUUCACUAGAACCGCAGAAUUCUGCCUUUCAUUAUUACAUUUUCGCUAUAAGCAUGGACACGUAGUGAGCUCUUACCGUGCAUUCACUACGAAUUUAACCUAAGAAAAUUACAAAAAUAUCUUGGCAAUAAAGUUGUAACACGCGUAUCUCUUACUAGAAUUUGAUUAUUGAAACUAGCCGUUACUCUAUCUUGUUGUAAUGAAGAAAAUGAUGGAAAUAGUUUCAAACAAACUUAUAAGUUUAUUGGCGUCUUUGAGCACGGCCUUAGUGUAGGGUCUAAGUGCCCGUUUUGAUCGUCGAGUUGAAGCGUGCGGCGUUACUGUUACACUCAUGCUAUAAAUAACACAUAAUGUCCUUAGUAGGAGUAAGAGAGAAGUAGACUCCAAUACUCAAGAAAUUGAUCGCAUUUUGUAAUAUGUAGGUGACGUCAGAAGCCAUAAAACCGGCGGGCGUGUAUGAAAAGAGUAAUGUGAAUGAAGCGUAAGAUGUGUGUACGGAUCGUGUCUUAUGGCGCUCUAUUCUAUCUGCCUACCCCACCUAGGACUCGCGUGAAAAUAUAGCAGGGGGAAUUUUUUGCGUCGGUUUAAACUAACCUGUGUAUUUCAUCGGUGAGAUGAGCAAUGUCAAACGAUGACGCUCAAAGUACUACUAUACUACUCGUACGACGCAGAUACCAUGAUUAAAAUGUACCAAUGACCACAAACUGAGCGUGCAUAGUGCCAAUUAAGUGUACGACCUGCAGAUGAUUCUGUAAUAUAAAAUUUCACUUCCUUAUUCGACAUCUCCAAUUUUAGAAAGUUUAAUAUGCAUUACGCCAUUACACCGCAAUAUGUCACAAUGCCUGUUAUAGAAGCUAGAAAUUGAUUGUGACAUUUGUCAAAAAGUCGAAUUAUCAUUGAUAUCUAAAGAGAUUUCAUGUUACAGAAUACAUCCUUACCUAAACUAAUUACGUGCUUUCAUCGGUCAUCGGGCGGGACGAGUUUACCGUGAGUGGCCACAGUGCACGCUCAGUGAUUGUAAAAGUUGGUACGUGUUGAUCUUAAAUAAAUAAUAAAUAAAUCUAUGUCGUAUGAUCAUUCCUUCGAACGACAUCGUUUAACAACGCUCGAUUCACUGCUGCAAAAUAGAAACUGGUUUGAACUAGCACGCGCUGCAAACAAACCCGCUGUUGCCCACGCGUCACUUGGCCUUCGCGAAGCUUAUACUAGCUACAAUAGCAUAGUGCUAUUCAAACUUUACAGUUAAGUUGGCAACGUACAUAACUACGCUACGCGUAGAUUUUAGACAGUGAAACCCAUAGACAUAAUAAAUGGUCUGAGCGACACUCCCAUACAAUUAACAAUAAAUGUAGUAUCCGUGAUAAAAGCUAUAUUUCAAGUAGUUAUUAUAUCCAUACAUCAAAGUAUUCACACGGGAGAGAAACCUUAUAAAUAGAAACCUUAUAAAUGUAAUGUCUGUGAUAAAAGAUUUACUACUAAUUAAUGUCUGUGAUAAAAGAUUUACUUAAACUGGCCAUUUAUCCAGACAUAAAAGAAUUCAUAGGGAGAGAAACCUUAUAAAUGUAAUGUCUGUGAUAAAAGAUUUACUACUAAUGUUAGUUUAUCCAGACAUAUAAGAAUUCACUCGGAAGACAGAACUUAUAAAUGUAACGUUAUUCAGACAUCAAAGAUUUUA
This is a messenger RNA of Chilo suppressalis (striped riceborer), 3163 nucleotides long. Lineage: Eukaryota; Metazoa; Arthropoda; Insecta; Lepidoptera; Crambidae. The record is from the annotation of a GenBank genome assembly.